This is a messenger RNA of Micromonas commoda, 1233 nucleotides long. RefSeq lists its product with no specific name. NCBI's taxonomy places the organism in Eukaryota, Viridiplantae, Chlorophyta, Mamiellophyceae, Mamiellales, Mamiellaceae. Gene Ontology annotation, molecular function: DNA-binding transcription factor activity; DNA binding. The transcript has a single exon. The coding region runs from base 1 to 1233 and encodes 410 amino acids. The record is from RefSeq and is a predicted model, not a curated record. Gene Ontology annotation, biological process: regulation of DNA-templated transcription.
AUGGUCGUAGACAAGGUUCCCGCGAAAGCUGCGAUGAAGGCAGCGGCUCCCGGCAAGCGCAAGGCGCCCGAGGAGUCCACCGUCUGGGAUCCCUCCAGCAAAUCUCCCAAGCCCGAUUCCAACGGGGGCUCCGCAGACCAUCAACAGAUUUCCGGCGCCAACGCGCUGGCCGUCGUCGAUCCAAGCGCGAUCGGCGGAGCUAUGGUGCCCGACGGGAAGCUCAAAGGGAAGGUGGCGAGGGGCGGAAGCAAGUACAAGGGCGUCUACCGCGAUAAGAACGUCUCCGGCAAGUACAAGUGCAGCAUCCGACGCAAGGAGCGCGAGGUGCACCUGGGCUACUACGGCAGCGAGGAGGAGGCCGCGAGGGCGUACGACAAGGCGCACUGGUGCUGCAAGUCCUCGACUAAGAACUUCGACAUCUCCACCUACGACGCGGAGGAGAUGGCGAAGAUCAAGGAGAUGCCCUCGAACGACCUCACGGAGCUGCGCAAGCACCUCGGCGUGGGGUUGAGCAAGGAGGGCAAGGAGGGCAGCAGCAAGUACCGCGGGGUGUGCAAGGAGAAGAAGACGCAAAAGUUUCGGGCCGAGAUUCAGAUCGCGGGGAAGAAGGAGAGCCUGGGAUACCACGCCAACGAGAUGGACGCCGUCCGCGCUUACGAUCGCGCGCUCAUCGUGAUGAAGGGGGACAAGGCCAAGACCAACCUGCCCAUCGAGCAGUACGACGCCGAGCGCGCCAAGCUCGCCGCCUACGACUUCAACGAGUUCCAGGCGAAGGAGAUUGAAACCAAGUCUCACAGAAACGCCAACUGGACGUCAAACUUUCGAGGGGUGCGACGGUACACGCACAAGCAAAAGAACGAUCAGCUGAACGUCAAGUGGCGCGCGGAGAUCACCGUGAACGGCAAAAAGAAGAGCCUCGGGUACCACGACACCCAGGAGGAGGCUGCGAGGGCGUACGACAAGGCUGUGGUGUCGCAGCCGGGUUUCAAGCGGCACUGGCUGAACUUCCCGGAGGGUGCCCUUCCGGCGCCCGCGCCCGCGGCGGCGCUGCCCGCGCCCGGUGAUGCACCGGGCGGUGCGGGAGGCGGUGCGAGAGGCGCGGCGGGUGGAGCUGGCGGGGUCAAGGCGAGGGGGGGUCUCAAGGCGAAGAAGGCUGCCGCGGCGGCGGCGGCGGGUGUGAAAGAGGAGGCCGGCCGGCCGGAAGGGGGCUUCCUGGCGUCGCUGGCCGAGUGA